Messenger RNA from Melampsora larici-populina 98AG31, 748 nucleotides. RefSeq lists its product as uncharacterized. The coding region runs from base 68 to 391 and encodes 107 amino acids. The record is from RefSeq and is a predicted model, not a curated record. The transcript has a single exon. Lineage: Eukaryota; Fungi; Basidiomycota; Pucciniomycetes; Pucciniales; Melampsoraceae.
UUCACCUCAACUAGAUAACGGAGUAGUGUAUGUGAUCAGUGGAGGAGGAGGAGGUACCUUAGACACGAUGAAAUCAGAACAUUGGGGGUUUUAUGAAAAAUCCCUACCGAAACAUCAUUUUGGAUAUAUGAUGAUAGAUAUGUCAAAUACACUUUUGUCUAUAGAAGAAUGGGCAUCAGAUUGGCAAGAUAGUAGAGAUAAACGAAUCGAAUAUAAAAAAACAGGUGUUAGGGUUUAUAAAACUAUUGGAUCACAAUUGGUUUGUAAUGGAACUAAUUCUUCGUGGGAAUCUGGUCAUUAUUCUGCUAUUGAUAGAUUGGUGUUUACUAGUUUGGGAAUCGAUGGAAAGAUUUUGGAUCGGUUUGUGAUUGAGGCUAAUUCUUGUAGAUAGAUUAUUCAAAACACAUAUUUAUAUACAUAUACACAUAUAUCUAUCAAAAUCAAAAUCAAAAUCGAAAAAUAAAAUUGGUUUGUUGAUUAUUUGAACUUUUUAAGAAUCAAUGGAUUUCUUUUUCCUUUUUUUCUUUUGGAUUAUGAGAUACAAAUAUCAUCAUAGAUUUUUUUUUCCAUAUUAAAUGUAAAGAAGUUGAUCAUAUUUUUUCCAUUAUUCCCCAUGAAGCGUUGGGUUGAGCUGGGCGGUAUUACUUUUUUUUUCUUCAAGAAUCUUUUGCAUUGUUUUCAUUUUGUGUUUGUUAAAUAUUCAUCUUGAAUUGUAAUUCAAUUUUUUUUUGCAGAAACUUGAAACCUU